Messenger RNA from Sugiyamaella lignohabitans, 2436 nucleotides. It is a transcript of the gene GAT1, whose product is annotated as Gat1p. NCBI's taxonomy places the organism in Eukaryota, Fungi, Ascomycota, Dipodascomycetes, Dipodascales, Trichomonascaceae. The record is from RefSeq and is a predicted model, not a curated record. Gene Ontology annotation, biological process: negative regulation of transcription by RNA polymerase II; positive regulation of transcription by RNA polymerase II. The coding region runs from base 1 to 2436 and encodes 811 amino acids. Gene Ontology annotation, molecular function: DNA-binding transcription factor activity, RNA polymerase II-specific; zinc ion binding; RNA polymerase II cis-regulatory region sequence-specific DNA binding. The transcript has a single exon.
AUGCAAACAGCUGAUCUGCUCGGAAUGCAAUAUAAAGAGAGUCCUAUUGAUUUGGGCUAUGUCAUGGACUUGGAUAAUGGCUAUUUGAGCUACGGUUCUCAGACUAACUCUCUAUUAACUCCAUUAGAUACCAGUCCUGAAAGCAAUGGCGAGGGUCCUUCUCCUCUCAAUGACGGUAGUAUUAGUGCGUCUUUAUACGACGGUAUUCAUGGACUCAUGAAAAAGUCUGCUUUAGGCUCUGGAGAUGGCAUGAAUAUCAACAAUAACAACAACAACAACCAAAGCUCGACUGAUAUGUCUUUGGCUGCUCAAAGUUUGCUUUCUCCUUCUGAAGGAUCCGACUCGCCUAUGGAAGGAGUUACCACCAUGAACCAACAACAGCAACAACCUAGUAAUAACAGCAAUAAUGCUACUGGUUAUAACCCUAGUGGCGUGAUAAAUGUACCUGGUCAUGUUAAUAACAAUGGUUCCAUGCCAAUGGAUGGCUACUCUUAUCAAGGUUCUCAGGCUGGUCCUGGUACGUCGACUACUGACCCAAGUCAUCGAUUAACAACUGCUAGCAUCAAUAUUCGACACGAUGCUACUGCCACUACAACUCCUGCUCAGUACGACAACUCGUUCAGCUUUACUCAUUCCGGUGAUGAAGAUGUGACCAAACAAAAUAAUGCAUUUGAGUUCUCUUUGGAUCCUCUGACCAUUGAAGGACUUUCUGGAUCUAUCUCCUCGUCAUACCAAGAUUUUUUCAACCAAGACGCUUCUCAGGAUUUGUCAGGCCAGUUCACUGCUAAUCAAAACUUUUACAACAACCCUAAUAGUAAAAUGUCCAGUACAAGUCAUAGUCGCAACAGCAGUAUUGUCGACAACCCCAACUCGAACUCGUUUUCGUUUGGUAAUGGGUUCUCUUUCUUCGAUCCUGUGUCCAACAAGUCAUCAAGUGCAUUGAACUCGGGCUUUUCCAGUUUAUCUGUCAGUCCCAAUGUCAGUUCUAGCGGGUUCAGAUCCAGAAGAUCCAUUUCCCACCUCACCAAAUCCAGAAGAUCCAGCAUGAUAGGCGCUGCUCCCAGUAGUAUUUCUGGCAGUGUUCCUCGUACUCAUUUCGAACUGUUUGAUGAGUACGAUGAGACGAACUCGAACAUGGUUACUCCUAUGCUAUCACCUGAAGCACUGUCACCGUCCGUCGGUUCACCUGUUUCAACUACCAACCAAAUGUCCUUUUCCAUGAACCACAUUAGCGAAAUGUACGGUACUGUGCCCAAUCCAGCCUUUUCUCCUAAGAAAAUUGCCCGAACCGAGUCUCAAAUCAAUGCUUCAUCGCUACUGCAUCAAAGUCUUCUAAAGAGAACACCAAGCGAAGCGCGGGUUUCUCAAAUCCAACAGACAAACUCUGCACUUCAAAGUCAACUUCAACAGCAAUUAAAGCAGCAGCAACAGCAACAGCAGCAAUCUCAAGUCCAACAACAAUCUGCUAUAUCGCAAGAUUCUCCAUCACCUAAUACCUCAUCAGGAGUGACAUCUCCUGUCCCUGCAACUGUGAAAGCUGUACCAGUGAAAGCUCCUGUUCAACCUAACCAACCAAAACUUGAACAAAUCUCUGCUUCAGCACCAGCAACUUCUGUUUCUGAUGCCGCUGCCGCUGCUGCUGAUAACCGACCUCCCCCAGAAUGUACCAACUGUCAUACCCGUACCACUCCUCUAUGGAGAAGAAACGCCGAAGGUCAACCCUUAUGUAACGCAUGUGGUCUGUUUCUCAAGUUACACGGUGAAGUCCGUCCAUUGUCAUUAAAGACUGACUUUAUCAAGAAACGAAACAGAGGACCUGGAUCGUCUGCAUCUUCACAAGGAUCCAAUUCACGAGAAGGAAGUAUGACCAACAUCGCGUCCUGGGGUUCUCAAGCAUCUACAUCGGUCUCAUCAGGUGCCAUUCCAAUUACCACACGACAGGCGGGACCUACAUCUGUCGCUUCAAGUGGAAGCUCCUGGUCAGCCGUCAAUGCUCGUUCUGCUGCUUCGUUACAAAGAACGUCAGUCACUCACGUUCCUAUUGCACCCAAACCAAUAGCUCUUGCACCGGCACCUCCGCGUCAAACUUCUGGUAUCGAUUUGAAACCACAGUCUUUGAAUGAAUACCGUAUGCAGAAACUUCGACGAGCCAGUGGCGGUGUCAACAAACCCAUCAGCCGUCAGAACUCGCUCAACUCGGUCUCCUCCGUCAAACUCGAAUCAGCCAGUCCCAUCUCCAUCUCUCCCCGUGUCCAGCAACCAUCCAAACCCACCGUCUCCAUCUCCUCAACCCCCGUGGCCGUCACCCCCAACGGCAUGCGCCAUCUCAGCACCGGCCCCUCAUCGGUCCCACGCUCCGACGCCCAUCCCACACCUCCACCCGCCCAACCGACCUCGGUCGAGGCUGACAGCAAAUGGAACUGGCUGAAAAUGUGA